Messenger RNA from Drosophila mauritiana, 2256 nucleotides. RefSeq names its product protein amnionless (gene Amnionless). Lineage: Eukaryota; Metazoa; Arthropoda; Insecta; Diptera; Drosophilidae. Gene Ontology annotation, cellular component: endocytic vesicle; apical plasma membrane. The coding region runs from base 23 to 1531 and encodes 502 amino acids. Gene Ontology annotation, biological process: intracellular protein localization; receptor-mediated endocytosis. The record is from RefSeq and is a predicted model, not a curated record. The transcript has a single exon.
UAGAGUUCACUGAGUUCCCACGAUGUGUUUGCAUUGGCGUUGGCUGAUCUGGGCAUUGGUCUGGCUCCAAGUGGCACUGGCCACCAAGUGGUAUGGCGGUGGAAUGGACUUCAAUGAUCCUUCCGCCUGGCUAGAUGACCACUUGCCAUGUGCACAGGAUUUGGUCGUUUUUCCGGAGUACUACCCAGCCCUGUUGCCCUUGCCCGAGGACAUAUCCAUUGAUGGCUUGGUUUUCCCCAGAGAAGGGGCGAUCCUCUUGGCAGAGGAAUCCACCAUUACCUUUGGAUCUGAUAAGCAGCCCUCCUGUGAGAGCGAGGAGAAGAAGGCCUAUUUGAAGCCACCGAAAUCUAGUAAAUGGUUCGACCCUGGCACCUGGACGGACAAAUCUAAGGAAUUUUCCACAUUCACACCAGAGCUGGAGAGGAUUCCCUGUGAUGACGAGCAGGUCAUAAUCAAGGGGCACGGACCUUUGUCCUUUGACCUAGAAAACGUGCAGUAUCUGAGGCUGGGACAACUUAUUCUGGCUGGCUCGUCCAUUUCCAAAACGUACUUGGAGCAACUUAUCAGCAGAGAUCUGGGCCAAUUUCUCUUUUACAAUGCCGAGUACGUCCAGGUGGAGUACUACAGAGGAGAGCUGUGUGGCUGCCACAAGGACUUCGAGCGACUGCUGGAACCCGUUUGCCACAAUGUCCAGGAGCAGUGCGAGACGCCCCACUGCUUGUCUCCAGUUCGACCCUUGGGAUCGUGUUGCCUAAUCUGCGGGGCCAUUCUGUCCACGCCCACGACCCACUGCACCGAGGGCACUAGAAAGGAGUUUGUGGCCCAGAUAAGUAACCUCAUCAGCCAGGAGAGCCUGAAGGAUCAGAUCGGCCUGCACGUGGAUUUUGUGGGCUCCCAGCAGUUUGGAAACUGCCUGCAGGCGGUAGUAACUGAUCGCCAUAAAUAUAGUGAACGGAGCUUGGAGUUUCUACAGCAGAACGAACACAAUUGGAACAAGACAGGAACAACGUUAAAAGUUUCUGGUCGACCUUAUAAUCCGAAUGUUAGCUUCUCCUCGAUUGUUCUCAUCCUUUUUUGCAUGGCACUGGUGGGCCUGGUUUCCGUGGUCAUUUUGGCGCACUUUAUGCCUGAGAACCCCUACCUGAACCGCAUACCACAGUGGAUCCACGACCCCCGUCGAUGGAGGUGGCGUCACUUGGGACUAAGACUACGCCGGAAUCUGCUGUUUAACCGCUUCGACAAUGGUGGUGCAGGGGGUGGCUCCAGUGAAGGAGGAGCUUCUGGUGUGGAUCGUCUGGGAAUUAUGGCUUACGACCCGGAAAGUGGCGAGGUGAGGGAGCGAGCCUUUGACAAUCCCAUGUUCGAGCAGAGAGGAGCUUUGGAGGAGGCUGCCAAGGAGUCGCAGGAGCAGGAUGAAAUCCCCAAAAUGGAGACUGGUGAUCUGGACGCCACUAGUGUGGUGGAUGAACAGGAGCUUACGGAAAUCAAUUUGGAUGCCUGCGGGGCGGACACCGACGAGGAGACCAUCUAAUUAAGGUUCUCAAAAAUAAGACACAGAAACUUGAUUCGAAAGCACCAAUGGAGCAUCACGUAUAAUCUGAUGUACAAUUUAAAGAUUGUGUGUUCUGUACAGAUCAAUAGAUUCGUUAUGAUAACAUUAUAAAUGUUCCUUAGUUGUAGGCGGAUAGUACUUGAUUAUUUUCGGAUAUUAUCAAUUAAUCAAUCAAUUACUAACGCACAAUCGAUGAAUCGCGUGUAGCGGCGAAGGUACAAAGAACCAAGAGAGCACCUGAUAAUGUUACCAGGUAAUUCAGUUAGCGGUGCCUUUUGUCGCGAUGGCCUUGUUCCUUGACCUUCACAGGGGGUGGAUUGGUGGGGCUGGGUGAUGGGACCGGGAAUCGAUAGUUGCCAUUAGCUGCGAAGAUAUUUCCAGAAGCCUUUGUCCCCCGACUCAUAAAUGUGGCUCAUGUGUAUCCACAUCUAUUCAUAGACACGCUUGGAAAGGCGCGUGCCUCCCCCCGUUGCCAUAGGAUAUGAAUCCGUAGAUAUGCACGGAUCUAGGGACGUGGGACGGAGGCGUUUUGAUGCGGAUUAGGCGACCGCUUUCGGAUUUCAUUUUAGCUUCUGCCAAUUCAUUCUGAAGUGGAAAUACUUUGUACUACGGCGAUUGAGAGUGCAGCUGAUAAGCACACCUUAUCAGUUUCAAAGCGAAAGCGAAAAUACAUACAGUGAACAGUCGAUUAUGUUGUAGCAGUA